Messenger RNA from Guillardia theta CCMP2712, 273 nucleotides. RefSeq lists its product as hypothetical. The annotation marks the transcript as partial. Lineage: Eukaryota; Cryptophyceae; Pyrenomonadales; Geminigeraceae. The transcript has 2 exons. Gene Ontology annotation, molecular function: peptidyl-prolyl cis-trans isomerase activity. The record is from RefSeq and is a predicted model, not a curated record.
GACGUGACGGGAGACGGAGGGUGUCUGAAGAGAGUGCUUGAGAAGGGAGUGAAGGGAGAGCGCCCGUUCGCGGGGGACGUUUUCGAGCUCGGGCUGGACAAGAGCGAUGCCAUCCUGGGGUGGGAGACGGUGAUCCCGUGGAUGGAGAGGGGGGAGAGAGCGGAGUUUAGGUUCGGGCCGGAGUAUGCUUUCGGGAAGCAGGGAGCACCGCCAAGGAUCGCACCGGAUGCUGUGGUGGACUGCACCUUGAAGCUCCUGUCCUUCUCCGAGCCC